This is a messenger RNA of Penicillium atrosanguineum, 1746 nucleotides long. RefSeq names its product cation:proton antiporter. The record is from RefSeq and is a predicted model, not a curated record. The transcript is spliced from 3 exons. Gene Ontology annotation, cellular component: membrane. Gene Ontology annotation, biological process: proton transmembrane transport. Bases 1 to 1746 code for a protein of 581 amino acids. Gene Ontology annotation, molecular function: antiporter activity. Lineage: Eukaryota; Fungi; Ascomycota; Eurotiomycetes; Eurotiales; Aspergillaceae.
AUGAGCGGCGAUGCAUCAAACGCUGCCUUCGCCUACGAGGAGCCGCCAAUAGCGACAGUUCUCAAUCAGACCGGGUUCCUCGUGGUAUUGAACCUCGCGAACUUCUGUCUUGAUAAGUUUCUUUAUUGUGGGCUGAUUGGACAGUUAGUCGUCGGGAUCCUUUGGGGUACACCGGGAGCAAAAUGGCUGGAUCGCGAGACGGAAACUGUCAUCCAGCAGCUAGGAUACCUUGGCUUAAUCAUGUUGAUCUAUGAAGGUGGUCUAUCUACCUCCAUCAAGGCCGUGAGAGCGAACUACGUGGCGUCUCUAUGUGUUGCGCUCACAGGGAUCGCAGUGCCCAUGGCCUUGUCCUUUGUUCUCAGGGAGCUGGUCGGGGCGAGCUCUUUACAGUCUUUUGCUGCUGGCGCAUCUCUCAGUGCGACUAGCCUUGGAACCACUUUUACGAUUCUGUCAACCACGGGCCUAGUCACUACUCGGCUAGGCACCAUCACCACCAGCGCUGCGAUGUUAGAUGACGUCGUAGGUCUUGUCAUGGUCCAAAUCAUCUCGAAUAUUGGAGGGAGAAGUUCUUCCUUUGAUUCCAUUACCGUCGUCAGGCCUGUUUUUGUUUCCAUUGGAUUUGCAGUUGGCUUGUAUCUUCUUUGUUCCUUCGGUGUGAAGCCGGUACUCAACAAGGUACUUGCUAUGAGGUUCAAGACUCCGAGCUUUGUGGGAACUAUGCAGUUCGCGUUUCUUUAUCAAACACUCAUUCUUGUGGGGCUUGUUGCUGGUGCCACCUAUGCGGGUACUUCAAGCCUCUUUGCUGCUUAUCUUGCCGGUGUUAUCGUCUCUUGGAUUGAUGGGAUAGUUGGAGAUUCGAAAAUGCCGGAUCAUCCUACCGACCCUCUAACAAGCUCUAGCAGUUCAACCCGAGAGAACAGCACUCACGGCCACACUGAACGGCCUCUAAACAUGGCCUUCAAGGAAGCACCAACAGGUGAACGGGUUUAUGAGAAAUAUUACAAGCAGCCAGUCAUCCGAAUCCUUAUCCCAUUAUUCUUCGCAUCCAUUGGAUUCGCGAUUCCAAUCACUGAGAUGUUCAAAGGGAGAGUCAUAUGGCGUGGCAUCAUAUAUGCUCUCCUCAUGAUAUUUGGGAAGAUGAUCACUGGGAUAUGGCUCAUCCGCUUCUCAUUGAGCCCUGUAUCAAACUUGGUCCUCGGGAUUCGGAAGUUCGUUUCCUCUAUUCGUCUAUUCUGUAGACCUACAAAGGACAGGAAGCAGCGAGAGGAAAUGCGAGCGAAAUCUGAACGUCAUCCCUCCAAAAAGGGCAGAAGAAGCCCAAAUGAUGAAGCUGCCAGAAAUACAAAUGUAAGUGCAAGGAACAAAAAUGUCAUGCCUUCAUCCGAUGGAAGGCCCGGAAGUCAGUUUGAGCUUCAAGAUGUACAAACCACGCCGCCAAGUCGGCUUAUUGCAGUGACAGCCCCUCCCAAGCCGAGAUCUCUCUAUCCUUCAUCCAUCCUCGGACUGGCAAUGGUUGCUAGAGGGGAGGUCGGAUACCUCAUUGCUUCACUUGCGCAAAGCAAAGGUAUCUUCGCAAAUGGCUCUUCGGAUGGGAUCUCUGAGAUUUAUCUGGUCGUUGUCUGGGCGAUAUCUAUUUGUACGCUUGUUGGGCCAAUUUGCGUCGGUGCCCUCGUCAAGCGGGUGAAGAGGCUUCAAACGACGAGAACGGCCAAUAGCUCAGAUCCUUUAGGAGUGUGGGGAAUCUGA